GUUGUAUUGAACGCUUGUGGCUACUUUCGGUUUCCGUUAACUGCUGCUGUUCAAGGUUACACGUCGCGUUCUGCAAAAGUACGCACGCCGACUCGCUGGCAGCCAUUGUUUAACAUCUUCCAUCUUGCAGAGGCGAACGCAUACGCAACGAUACACGAAAGAAAGAAGACGACGACGAAAACGGACGAACGCGCCUCGAAGGGUUUCGGGCGUCUCAAAACUAUGCGCGUUGUAAGCCUACAGCGGCUACGCUAACCUAGCGGUGCAGCAUGUUCCAGCAGCUUUUUUAUUUGUACGCAAUGCGGGAUUAAGACAUAUCGGGCGCAAUGGAGUUUCAGAAGAAACAAGAAGUCGAAACGUUUCUCCACUCUGUCCUGAGUUGCGAGAAGGGCGGAAUUCCGCUCUCUAAACUGCAAGAAGAAUACACAGUGCUGAUUGGCAGCCCUAUACCCUUCCAAACGUUUGGCUUUGACACGCUGAUUGACUACAUAAAGAGCAUUCCUAACACAGCUGCUAUUCGAAAGUCACCUGACAAUGGGACAAUCCUUGUGCAAGCGGUGUACAAACCCGUCACUGCUCAUGUAUCCCAGCUUGUUGCCGGUCAAAAGAUAGCAGCUAAAACAAAGCCAGCCAGGCGCCCAAGCAAGCACCCCGCACCCAGAACUGGGCCCAGUGUGAGGUUCGCCAGCUAUCAGAGCAGACUGGACAGCCAGAAGCCAUCCACCAUAGCAGCAACUCUGAGCCCCAUGCCGGUGCCUCCUAGGAGGACUCAUCGUGGCACAGGCAGAGGGCUGCCACAGCUGAGACAGCCGUCUACGAAACCUGGCUUCAGGUACGAGGUCCCUCCCAGGUGGCAGCGGCCAAGCAAUGGGUUGUCUUCUGUCAUGGCGUCCAACAGCCCACCAGGCAAUGCUAUCGGGGAGCCUGUGUCAAGGGCGCCCCUGCGCAUGCCUCGGACAGCCUCUGAUGGUUCGACACUGCAGCCUGCAGCCAUGCCCGUGCCUGCACCACCUCCCAAGUUGCCCACACCUCCGGCCACGCCACCUGCCCCCAAGACUUGCCGUGAGCUGGUGGAGGAGUACGGUCGGAGCCGGGGCCUCACAGUGUCGUUUAGUGCAAUCACCACCCUCAGCUCAAAGAAGGGCCCCCUGGUGUGGCUGGCAACACUGAAAGUGGAUGUACAGUCCUUCUACUCCUACCCGGACGAGAAAGAGUCACGGGAAGAGGCCGAGGAGGAGGCUGCACGCAAGGCCCUCUACUACCUUGGCCUGAAUGACAGGUCCCGUGCACUGGAAGGAUCGGAAGGACGUCCUGCAUCUUCGACAGAGUCUCGCUGCUUACAACAACGUUGCAGCUGGGAUGUAAUGCCUCUACCAGCUUGCGUACAGAUUCCCAGUGCUGGUCAGGUGCAAGAGACCAGCCAGCUGCGAGAGACCAGUGUAUCGACGCCUAAACAAAUCGAAGACUUUGUCGGUCGAAUUAAAGAGUUACUGUUGCAGAAGACCAACGGCGUUUUUAGCAGGAUCGUGCCGCAGAUGUACCAGGAGCAGUACCAGGAGUCUGUACCAAAGAACUGGCUAGAGCUUGUCAAGGAUUCGGGAGUUGUGGGCACUGCUGAUUCCAAGAACGACUUGAUUCUUUUUCCUCGGACAAGCUCACGGACAACUUCCCAGACUGGGCACCGGCAAUCCGUGACUGACACAGGCCCAAUGCACGGCCCUGUUCCUGACAAGCUGCCCCUUCCCGAGGGCAACCACUGGGAUGUAUUUGUCACGUAUGCUGCUAGCACGGCGGAUGUAUUCUUCCGCUUACUGGACUUUACUGAUCAGUAUGAGCAACUCGCCGAAGAGAUGGACAAGUUUUAUGCUGAACACUCGCUGCCUGUCUCGGAAGCUAAAGAAAAGUGGCUGUACGCCACAAAUGUAGAAGACAACUGGAUGCGAGUGCAAGUGCUUGAAGUACAAAACGGAAAGGCGGAAUGCUUUUUUCUAGACCACGGUGAUGUUGACUCUGUGCCGGUUCACAAGCUUCAGGAGCUGGAUCCAAAGUUUUUAAAUCUGCCGUUCCAGAUAGUUCACUGCCAGCUGGAUGAUUUGGGUGAUUUCGCUGAUGACGAGCAGGCGAACAAACUGUUGAAUGAACUUUUUGUCGGCAAAUGCCUCAUUGCUGAAGUUGCUGCCAGGGAACCUGUAGUGACUGCAACCUUCUAUGACACGACGACUGACGAGGAUGUGAAUCUCAAUGCCCUGUUGCUGAAGCGUCUUGAAACCCCAACGCUACCAGGGCCUGAACAAAUCACGCGAGUGCGACUCAGUCACAUAGACUCGGAGGGGAAUCUCUAUGUGCAGCUGCAGGAGUCUGGACUGAGUCAUGUGACUCGUUUCAUGGGAGUCGUUGGCAGCCACAUUACGCAAAAUAACCACCAGCCUGCAUCGUCGCUUUGCGAGUCAAAGCUGUACGCCUGCAGGCUGAAAGACUCGGUCACUUUCUUUCGAGCCCUUCUCCUCUCUGCCGUACGCACAAAGGAUGACAAGGUGCUUGUGAGGCUUGUGGACAUUGGUCAGGAGACUCUGGUGUACGCAUCAAACCUUUAUGAGCUUGAAGCCUUUGGGGAGAGCUUUGUGAGCUUCCCACACCAGGCCAUCAUCUGUCGUCUAGCAGAUAUUCCACCCGGUCUUUGGACGUCGAAGGCAACAUCUCUUCUGAGGGAGAUGGUUCCUUCAGACAUUGAUCUGCUGCUCAAGGUUGUUAGGCCAGCAAAGGAUGGCUCUGAACCUCUGGUGGCCAUGUUCAAACGCAUUGAGCCAAACAACGAACUCGUGUCUGUCAACACAUCGCUGGCGGUGGCUUUGGAGUCUUCAAAACAAGAAGAAAGAAAAGCCAAGCGAGUACCUGCCUUGACUCGCGUCUCCUCACAAACCUUUUCCGAAAAAAAGGUAGAAGAGAAAAAGUUUGAUGAGAAGAAAGCUGAAAGCAAGAAAGCUGAACAGAAAAAGGCUGAGGCUGCCACUAAUGGAGGUUCUGGUGACUUUUCACCAACAUCAAAAGUCAGUGCGUCGACGUUGACAAUUGGGCCUACAGGGGAUGGCCCAAGCCUCUCCGGCAUGACCUCGCCAUUGUCUGAGCUCACGGCACUUAGCCUGAUAUCGUCGCCCGAGCUGGACGAGGAAGGCUUGCAAGGCAAGCCCCUUGCAGCACCCGAGCUCCCUGAGGUUGGGGAAUACCUGGACGUCAAUGUGACGGAGGCUGCCAACCCGCUGAACUUCACGUGUCAGUCGUGGGCCCACGGGGCACAGCUGGAUGCCCUGAUGUCCGAGAUGCAGAGUUUCUAUGCUGCUGAGGGCUCCAGUGCCUUCCCUGAGGGCCUGCCUGAGGCACUGCUGCGCAAGGGUCGCUACUAUGCAGGCCGCCACAUGGACAAAAGCUGGUAUCGUGUGCUGGUGCAACAGGUGCAGGGGCCACUGAUGGCAAGUGUGUACUUCGUGGACUACGGGGACUACGGCAUGAUGCAACCGUCAGAGCUGCAGCCCCUGUGGCAACGUUUCAGGCACCUGCCAGUGCAGGCCAUCCAGGCAUCCCUUGCUGGUACGUUGGGAUGACAGGUUCUUUUUCUUU
Molecule: messenger RNA, 3615 nt
Organism: Dermacentor silvarum
Lineage: Eukaryota; Metazoa; Arthropoda; Arachnida; Ixodida; Ixodidae
Product: tudor domain-containing protein 7B
Exons: 23
Coding region: 327-3599 (1090 amino acids)
Biological process (GO): spermatogenesis
Source: RefSeq, a predicted model, not a curated record